AGAUUUGAGUUCGACUUUGACAGCGACUCGAGUGAUGAAGCCCAUUGCAGUGGCUACGCCUUCAAUGAGGAAGAGGCCGCCGAGGAAUGGGACUACUUCGCCGAACGCCAGGCACGUUAUUGUAUGACGGAAGAAAGUGAUUCCGAAGAGGAAUCACGGCCUAGUAAACCUCUUGACGUUCGCUGUAAAGAUCUGCCUCCGAACUUCCGGCCGCAGAGUAGCAUUGAUUUUCUUCAAAGUACUGUGGCGAAAAACUUGACAUCGGAUUUGAGACACUACAUUCACACACUACGGCGGAUACAACAGUACAUGAUUCCUUUAGUCCUCAAUGUGAACAAGCUGGUGGAGCUGAAGGAGAUU
Molecule: messenger RNA, 360 nt
Organism: Ostertagia ostertagi
Lineage: Eukaryota; Metazoa; Nematoda; Chromadorea; Rhabditida; Trichostrongylidae
Source: the annotation of a GenBank genome assembly